AUGGGAGAGCUGGGCACCAUGCAGGUUAAGAUAAUCUCAAGAGACAUCAUCAAACCCUCCUCUGCAACUCCUCCACACCUCCGAAAUUACAAGCUUUCUAUAAUGGAUCAGCUCAGUAGUAGCAACUAUGUUCCCUCAGUUCUGUUUUACUCCAACAAUAUUAAUGUCCCGCUCAACAACAUAUCUCAUCCACUCAAGAAAUCCCUAUCUGAAACCUUGACCCUCUACUACCCUUUCGCCGGAAUUCUCAAAGAUGAUGGAGUCUCCAUUGAUUGCAACGACGAGGGUGUCGAGUUUUUGGAAGCUCAAAUCCAUUGCCAACUCUCUGAUAUUCUCAAUCCACCUAAGUUUGAGGCUAUACAGUUGAUGUUUCCCAGGAGUUUGCUGGAAAACAACUCAGAUGAGGGUGGUCAUAGUCUAGUGGUCAUUCAGGUGACUCACUUCACUUGCGGAGGAAUAGCUAUUGGGAUGUGCAUGUCACACAAAAUAGGGGACGGUUCAACCGGGACCACCUUCUUAAAUGACUGGGCCACCAUGGCACGUCAGUCCGGUGAACUAGUACCAUCCCCUCAUUUCAUUUCAUCAUCAUCCUCCACAGACCAUCCGGUAGUUGUGCGCGAAAUCAAGGUGGGGAAAGAAACUUGUGUCACUAGGAGGUUUGUGUUUGAUGCCCCAAAGUUAGCUGAACUCAAGGCUAUGAUCAUUUCUCAAUCUUCAGCCAAAAAAAUUGAAAAUCCCAGCAGAACCGAAGUUGUGACUGCACUGCUCUAUAAAUGUGCCAUGGCUGCUGCUGCAUCAAUUGCAAACUCGCCUAAUUCUACUUUCAAGCCGUCCAUUUUGAGCCAAUCCACAAACAUGCGUCCGAAAAUGGUCCCUCCGUUGGCAGAAAAUUCUACUGGGAAUUUUGUAUGGUACUUUACGAUCUCAGUAACAGAUGGGAAGGAUGCAAAUUUGCAUGGAUUGGUGACUCAAUUGAGGGAAAAUAGGACACAAUUCUACAAUAAGUACGCGAAAAAUGUUACAGUGAAUGACUGGUUGUUAGUGGUACCAGAGUUUUUCAAGGAGGCAAACGAGCUAUAUGAAAUCAAAAGUACCAGUAGUAAUAAUGUUGAUAUUUAUAUGAGUAGCAGCAAGUGUAGGCUCCCGUUUUACAAAGUGGAUUUUGGUUGGGGGAAGCCAAUUUGGGUAUCUGGUGGUGGAUCAAUUGUGUAUAAGAAUAUAUUUUCUUUGGUGGAUUCAAAUAAAGAGGGAGGAAUAGAAGCAUGGGUUUCGCUGGGUGAGAAGGAGAUGUCAGUAUUUGAACGUGAUGAGGAGCUACUUUCUUUUGCCGAAUUGAAUCCAAGUGUUCUGGACACUGACUUGAUCUUCGCCGCAAAUAUCAUGUAUUAG
This is a messenger RNA of Cornus florida, 1389 nucleotides long. RefSeq names its product acyltransferase Pun1-like. The coding region runs from base 1 to 1389 and encodes 462 amino acids. Lineage: Eukaryota; Viridiplantae; Streptophyta; Magnoliopsida; Cornales; Cornaceae. The transcript has a single exon. The record is from RefSeq and is a predicted model, not a curated record.